This is a messenger RNA of Plutella xylostella (diamondback moth), 1585 nucleotides long. The record is from RefSeq and is a predicted model, not a curated record. Lineage: Eukaryota; Metazoa; Arthropoda; Insecta; Lepidoptera; Plutellidae.
GUUCGCGACCGUGAUUGAAGUUUCAACGACGCUUUUCGUAAAUAAAUUAAUUUUGUUUCAAAUUACACGCCGGUUUUCGUGUAAAUUUGUAUUAUAGUGUUGUGUUUUGUGCUUUAAUACAUUCUCCGUAGCCAGACGUAAAAUAUGAGUCAAAAAUCAACGCGCAAGAGCGCGGCCAUCGAUGAUAAAGAAAAGAAUGCGGAGAAUCCCGUGAAGGACAUGAAGAAGAAAGUGGCGGCGAACGCGGAGAAGGAGAAGAUGGCCGCCGAGAAACAAAAUGGCGACAAACACACGGACAAGAGAGACAAACAGAACGGAGACAAGAAACCCGCCGACAAGAAAACCGCUGAAAAGGCAGCCGAUAAAAGUAUAGAUAAGAAAACAGGUGAUAAAAAUGGAGAAAAGAGUAGUGCAGACAAACAUGUAGAGAAGAAAUCAGACAAGCCAGCUGACAAGAAACCUGCCGACAAACCGACAGAGAAAGCUGACAAGCCAGCAGAGAAACCGGCCGAUAAGAAAGAAGACAAAGUAAAGGAAAGCAACUCUAAAGGAGAAGCCAGUCCGAAGCCGCAAACCCCGCAGCCCGCACCGCACCAGAACGGCAGCUCGACAAACGGCUCCCAACACAAUGGCGGCGCGCUUCUGCCGAGAGAGACCAAACUUCUGAAGCUUAAAGAGGACGCCCCUGCCCCCGCCCCCACCCCCGACCGCAUCUUACGCUCCACAGAGUCGCCCAGAAGUGCCGAGAAGAACGCAGAAGAUGCCAAGAAGAGUGAGGGAGACGGCAAGAAGAGUGAGGGAGAAAAGAAAGAGUUGGAAGCGGUGAUUGUGCUGGAGGAUUGUGAGAGCAGUCAGGCGGAGUCCCGCAAGCCGGACACGAACUUCUCCAAGUCGCGCGUGAAGGUGUCCCCCUACCGCCGCAGCUCGAGAAUAGCCGACACCACCGCCAGCUCGCUGCAGGCUAAUUAUACUGGCAACAACACAACGAUGGAGAUGGAUAUCACGGAGACCUCCUUCUCCUCGACUUCUGAGGCUCCCUCGGCCUCCGGGAACAGCCCCUACAUCGCGGGGCUGAGGACCGUGCGCGGCAGACAGUCGUACAAGGUGUUAGGCGAGAUGCCCCAGCCGCGACCCAGGGUUAUCAAGACUGAUGCAUCAUCAUCCCGCCCGACCGGCACCGUCGUAGGGCGCAAGCGCAAGCCGGACCCCGCCCCCGCCCCCGCCGCGGGGGUCGCCGGGGGCGCGGGGGCCGCGGGGGGCGUGGGGGAUGCCGGGGGCGCGGGGGGCAAACGGCGGCGGCUGCUGGCGCGGCUCGUGCCUCCCUUCCUGAUGUCUUCUGCUUCACCGCUGCCGUCAAGACGUGCUGCGCCGAUAGUGGGCAUCAACACCGACCUGCCGAUGUCGGCGCCGCUGGCCGCGCCCCUCGACCCGGAGUCUCUGAAGACCGCCCCCGCGCCCCUCGCCGCCCCCUCCGCCCCCGAAGUUGCCGCCCCCGCCACGCCUUCCGAAGACAGGGUCGAUAGCAAACGCUGUAUCGUCAUGUAAGAUGUAAUGGGGGUAGAGCCCCACCACCACGCAAGUUCGA